CUGAAACCCAUGAUGUGACCUGACACGAUAUGAAGGACCUGAUUCACAGAAUCCAAGGACAGAACUUUCUUACUGCCUUUCUCUCGCCCAUCACUGUCAGCCCUUCUUGCUUCUGCUUCACCUGUCACGUUUUGGCGGUUCCAGCACACUCUCUACAGAGAAGCAAAAUUCCAGUGGCUGACCUUCCCCAUUGAGAUGGACCCCCUGGCAUUUCUUCCCCUGGUCGUCGGCAUUAGACUGAUGCUUCUAUCGGACUUACUGAAAGCCAUUGAUCUGGUAACGAAAGCCACAGAAGAGGAUAAAGCCAAGAAUUACGAGGAGGCGCUCCGGCUCUACCAGCAUGCUGUGGAAUAUUUUCUACAUGCUAUCAAAUCCACACAGUGGCUCCUCCACAGCUACAAAGCCCCUGCAAGAAAAGAAAAGGCACAUGGAAGUUCUUUUUGCAGAUGAGGCACACAGUGACAAGGCCAAGGAGAGCAUUCGAGCCAAAUGCAUGCAAUACCUAGAUCGGGCAGAGAAGCUGAAGGAUUAUUUACGGAACAAAGAGAAACAUGGCAAGAAGCCAGUCAAAGAGAAUCAGAGUGAGAGCAAGGGCAGUGAUAGUGACAGUGAAGGGGAUAAUCCAGAGAAAAAGAAGUUGCAAGAACAACUGAUGGGUGCCGUCGUGAUGGAGAAGCCCAACAUUCGGUGGAGUGAUGUAGCUGGACUAGAGGGGGCCAAGGAAGCCCUUAAAGAAGCUGUCAUUUUGCCAAUUAGAUUUCCACACCUCUUCACAGGCAAGCGUACACCUUGGCGAGGGAUACUGCUCUUUGGACCUCCUGGCACAGGAAAAUCCUACCUGGCCAAAGCAGUGGCAACAGAGGCCAACAACUCUACCUUCUUCUCAGUGUCCUCCUCAGACCUGAUGUCUAAGUGGUUGGGGGAGAGUGAGAAGCUAGUCAAGAACCUGUUUGAGCUGGCCCGGCAGCACAAGCCCUCCAUCAUCUUCAUCGAUGAGGUGGAUUCCCUGUGUGGAUCCCGCAAUGAAAAUGAGAGUGAGGCUGCCCGGAGGAUCAAAACUGAGUUCUUGGUCCAGAUGCAAGGGGUGGGGAAUAACAAUGAUGGGACUCUAGUUCUUGGUGCCACAAACAUCCCAUGGGUGUUGGACUCGGCCAUUAGAAGGAGGUUCGAAAAGCGGAUUUAUAUCCCACUGCCAGAGGAAGCUGCCCGAUCCCAGAUGUUCCGAUUGCAUCUGGGUAGUACUCCCCACAGCCUCACAGAUGCCAACAUCCACGAGCUGGCCCGGAAAACGGAAGGGUACUCGGGUGCAGACAUCAGCAUCAUAGUGCGAGAUUCCCUCAUGCAACCAGUCAGAAAAGUACAGUCGGCUACACACUUCAAAAAGGUCUGUGGCCCUUCCCGUACCAAUCCUAGCAUCAUGAUUGAUGACCUCCUGACCCCAUGCUCACCGGGGGACCCAGGAGCCAUAGAGAUGACGUGGAUGGAUGUCCCUAGUGACAAGCUUUUAGAACCUGUGGUUUGCAUGUCAGACAUGCUCCGGUCCUUGGCCACCACUCGGCCCACAGUGAAUGCAGAUGACCUCCUGAAAGUGAAGAAAUUCUCAGAGGACUUUGGACAGGAGAGUUAAAACCUUCUUCAUGUGGUGACAGUGAAAGUGGGAGGUUGGCUGGUGUAAAUCCAUGGCACGUCCCAUCUUGGUGGCUAGACUUCAGGGCUCUUCCUAAAGUCACUACAGCGUCCCCUCUGCUGUUUGGCUGCCAACCAAGGAAUGGAAAGGAAGGACCUCCCUGAUCACAGAGACACACAAGCACAUUUAGCACCCGGUGGAGUACUGGCUCUUCUUACUUCCUCCUCCUCUUCUUCUGGAUGCUCAUCAACACCUUACCUGGUUCUUCUCCUUUUUUUUUCCCCUAAAUUAAUGCUGCUUGGAUUUUCAUCUUGUUUAUAAAUAAAGUUAAUAUCACCGAGAAGCAUUAAGGAAUGGGAGCAGCCAGUGUCAGUGCUGUGACAUUGGUGUAGCCAGCCUUCAGACCAGACAACCCAUUCCUUCUAGACCUAAGUGUUGCUCCCUGUGAACAGAAUAACUGAUGCCCUGGGUCCCCAGACUAAGCUAUUUGUGAAGGCUCAGUAAAGCCAAGCCUUUGCACCUUCCAUGCUUGGGCUCCAGCACCCCAUGUCCUCCCUGAGGAGCAAAGGCCAGUCUUUGGGAGCACAAAGGUGUGUAGGUUGAAGAGUGAAGGCAGUCAGGCAGAUUUCACUGCUACCUUCUCUUCCCUCCGAAUGUGAGAACACUGGGCCCAAUCACUCCCCCUGGGUCCCUGCCCUGGAAACAGGCUAAUAAAUCCUUUUCCCUUCUUGA
Erinaceus europaeus (western European hedgehog) is the source of this 2359-nucleotide messenger RNA. It is a transcript of the gene VPS4A, whose product is annotated as vacuolar protein sorting 4 homolog A. NCBI's taxonomy places the organism in Eukaryota, Metazoa, Chordata, Mammalia, Eulipotyphla, Erinaceidae. Gene Ontology annotation, biological process: endosomal transport; vacuole organization. The record is from RefSeq and is a predicted model, not a curated record. The transcript is spliced from 11 exons. Gene Ontology annotation, molecular function: ATP hydrolysis activity; ATP binding. Bases 341 to 1627 code for a protein of 428 amino acids.